AUGGAGGAGCUGCUGCGGACGGAGAAGCUGGAUGCUUCUGCACUCCGACGGUCCUUUGAUUGGGCGCGUCUGGCAAAGACAGAGCAACACUUCAGCCGACUGUCUUUGGACGAGCUGGCAGCAAUCCGGCUUUGCUUGGAUGCAUCUCCAGACGGCGACCAGGCACAGAUCACAUUGGAGUGGUGGCUGAACAUGCUAAGAUAUGCUAAGCUGACAGUGCUGGCAUGCUGCAUGUCGACGGAGACCCCUCUUGACGAAGAAAGCAGGUCCACCGAAAUUCGCGCCGUCCUGGGGUUGGAAGGGGGCCUAGCGAAGAACGAGAGCACUUGGUUCUCCGCCAUGAACGAAUUUCUUGCGUCCAGGCAUCCUGCCAACGUCGGUGCGGCGGACAAGGCCGAAGGCACCGCCUCCACGUGGGAGGUGUUGGUUUCUGAUGUGGUGUCUGGUCUGACAGCCUUGCGCUUGCGAGAGAAGCAUGAGGUGGUGCAUGGAUGCUGCUACCGCCUGUGCUGGAUCCCGCAGCAAAGCUUCGACGCACUUUUCGGCUCUGACAACUGCGGCCGCUUGCUUUGCUUCACCGGCUUUCAACGAGUUGGCGGCGCUGAGCCUUGGCAAAGCUUGGGACAGUUGCGUCAAGGCUGUGUACCGUGCCUGCUGGAGUUCGACGCGGCUAUCUCGUGUCAAGCUGCAGAAGUGCAGGAUUUCUUGGUGGAAGGAACCGCAGCGGGUGCCACACCGGAGCUGCUGCUGCCUCCCUUCCUUCGUGGUCACGUUCGCAGCGUCCGUCGCGAGAGCUCUCCGCCGCCAUAUCACAUCGACAUCUUCCGCGUAGAAAUCGCAGGUGUGACUGAGGCUCCGUUCUCGGACGAUGUUCUUGAAGCCACACCGGAGGCGGUCCUGGUGGCAUCCAUGCUCCUGGCUCUCCAAGGCAGCCCUGCCAAGGAGGAGAUCUCUCCGUCCUCACCGGAGGAGCUGGCAACCGUGUCCAGCAGCUCGAGCAACAUUCCGACUGGAGUUGCGGCUGGUGGUCAAGCCUCGAAUGGCACACCUUCGUCGGCCGAGGAGGCUCUGGACCUAGCGGGACGGUUUUUUACCCAGCUGGCAGCCUCGCUGCGUGUGCGAAGUCCCAGCGAGGUUGGUCGCAUGUGGAAGGGAUACUUGGAGUGCGCGCUGGAUGGGCACAACCCGUGGAAGGAGCUCGGCAACACCCUUCAGCUAGGCCCACUCGGCAUAGCGAGGACGGCCGUGGUCGGCUCCGCGAGGGCUUCCCUGCGUGUAACGAAGCGAGCCCUCGGCUUUGAGAGCUGCCUCGAUUCUGAAGCCAUGGACCAGCAGUUCUGCCGCCAGGCCGAAGAGCUGGAAGCGCUGCGACAUGCUGCUGUGGGCUGUGCAAGGGAACAGGCGAGAGCUGUGCACCUGGAGACGUUGUCAGACCCAGAGGCAUUUUUGCGAUACUUAGCACACGAUCCUGUCCGAGCUUUGCGAGCCACACCUGCUAUCCUGAAGGUCUAUCGGGAUUCUGCUGGUCCGGCACAACGCGUUCUGCUCUUCGCCAAGCUGAUGGGUUUGUCUGCCAUGGCUGGUGGCCUUCUCUGUGGUGACCCUCGCGUUUGUGAAGCCUUUGAGGGUCCUUGGCGAGCUGGAGGGGCAUGCGGGAAUGCUUGGCACAGCUUCAGCUCCUGUUGUGAGCAGCUGGAUGAAGGGACCCUCACGCAGAACGAUGACUGCGACGAGGCGGCUCUCCAAAAACGUCCCAGAGAUGCGCACGCAGGGGAUCGAGCCUUGGCACUGCUAACGCUGAUGCGGCUUCAUCUGGCCAGAGUCCAAUUGCUGGUCACUGCGGGUUCACCCGACACCGGCAAGACCACAUUCUUUCGGGAGGUGUUUGGCCUCUCGCAUUUGAGGGCGGGCCUCUCGGAGGAGGGGCGCACGGACGAAGUGCUUUGUGCUUUGCAUCCUGACUCGGACCUGCGUUUCAGGCCUGUGUAUCUUGUCGACAUGCCGGGCUUCGGUGAUGGCACGCAACUCCACCGUGCUUCCCGGAAGCCAACCGGCAUGAAGGGCAAGGUGCACGACUUGGCCACCACUCUCCAGUCCCAGAACGAGGCCUUGGGCAUCGAAAAAGGACAUGUGCCUUGGCAACAGAAGGUGUUGGAACUAUGCGCCUCAAUCGCUUCACUUACAAGGCUGAGAUUUGACGUUGCAAUGGCUUCCGUCUCAGAUGAAAGGUUGUUCAGGUCGAAAACCUGCUGCGGAUGCAGCUGA
Messenger RNA from Symbiodinium sp. CCMP2456, 2265 nucleotides. NCBI's taxonomy places the organism in Eukaryota, Dinophyceae, Suessiales, Symbiodiniaceae. The record is from the annotation of a GenBank genome assembly.